Messenger RNA from Musa acuminata subsp. malaccensis (wild Malaysian banana), 2327 nucleotides. RefSeq names its product transmembrane 9 superfamily member 7. Gene Ontology annotation, cellular component: membrane. The record is from RefSeq and is a predicted model, not a curated record. Lineage: Eukaryota; Viridiplantae; Streptophyta; Magnoliopsida; Zingiberales; Musaceae. Gene Ontology annotation, biological process: protein localization to membrane.
CCCUUCCUCGCUUCGGUCGCCUCUAGAAUAUCUCGAGGCCUGUCUCGCUCUCUCUCUCUCUCUCUCUCUCUCGCAAUGGCGAAGGCGGACGUUGGGCUCGCCGCGGUUCUCCUUCUCUCGUGCCUCCUCCUUCUGCCCUUCGCCCGCGGCUUCUACCUCCCGGGAGUCGCUCCUCGCGAUUUCCACAAGGAUGAUGAACUUCAAGUCAAAGUGAACAAACUUUCUUCCACAAAGACCCAACUUCCAUAUGAUUACUAUUUCUUGGAUUACUGUAAGCCUUCCAAGAUAAUGAACAAUGCUGAGAAUUUGGGGGAGGUCCUUCGUGGUGAUCGCAUUGAAAAUUCUGUUUAUGCUUUUAAAAUGAGAAGGGAUGAAAGCUGCAAAGUAGUUUGUCGAACAAAGCUUAGCUCAGAGGCUGCCAAGAACUUUAAGGAGAAGAUUGAUGAUGAAUACCAUGUGAACAUGAUCCUGGAUAAUCUUCCAGUUGCAGUUCCCAGGCAAAGAAGAGAUGGAAGUCAAGCUUUAAGCUAUGAACAUGGUUUCCGUGUUGGGUAUAAAAGCAAAGAUGAUAAAUAUUACAUUAGUAACCACCUCAGUUUCAAAGUAAUGUAUCACAAAGAUCCGGAAUCUGAGGAUGCUCGUAUUGUUGGUUUUGAGGUGAUCCCAAGCAGCAUGAAACAUGAGUACGGUGACUGGGAUGAGAAGAACCCUAAAGUUACUACGUGCAGUGCAGACAUUAAAAUAACCCCUGGUAGCAAUACUCCCCAAGAAGUAGCUGCUGACACAUAUGUUGUCUUCUCAUAUGACGUUACCUUCCAGCCCAGCGAAAUCAAAUGGGCAUCACGAUGGGACACUUACCUUCUCAUGAAUGAUGAUCAAAUUCACUGGUUUUCUAUCAUCAACUCUUUGAUGAUAGUUCUGUUUCUGUCUGGCAUGGUAGCCAUGAUUAUGUUGAGGACCCUCUACAGAGAUAUAGCUAAUUAUAAUCAACUUGAGACUCAGGAGGAAGCACAGGAAGAAACAGGAUGGAAGUUAGUCCAUGGUGAUGUCUUUAGACCUCCAAUCAACUCCGGGCUUCUUUGUGUUUACGUAGGAACUGGUGUUCAGUUCUUUGGGAUGACCUUGGUCACGAUGAUAUUUGCAUUAUUAGGUUUUCUCUCCCCCUCCAACCGUGGGGGUCUGAUGAGCGCUAUGGUUCUCCUGUGGGUUUUCAUGGGCCUAUUUGCUGGAUAUUCUUCAGCCCGUCUCUAUAAAAUGUUCAAAGGCUCUGAAUGGAAGAGGAUCACCUUGAAAACUGCCUUUAUCUUUCCUGGUAUUGUGUUUGCCAUUUUCUUUGUCCUGAAUGCUCUUAUCUGGGAGGAGAAAUCAUCUGGUGCAAUUCCAUUUGGCACCAUGUUCGCUUUGGUGUUACUAUGGUUUGGCAUAUCUGUGCCCCUGGUUUUUGUUGGUAGCUACAUUGGCUACAAAAGGCCAGCUCUUGAGGAUCCAGUCAAGACCAACAAGAUUCCCAGGCAGAUACCUGAGCAGGCUUGGUAUAUGCAGCCUGCAUUUUCUGUACUAAUUGGUGGGAUACUACCAUUUGGUGCUGUUUUUAUUGAACUCUUCUUCAUCCUGACGUCAAUAUGGCUGAACCAAUUCUAUUACAUCUUCGGUUUCCUCUUCAUAGUCUUCAUCAUUCUCAUCAUAACCUGCGCUGAAAUUACAAUUGUGCUUUGCUACUUCCAGCUAUGCAGUGAAGACUAUCACUGGUGGUGGAGAGCAUAUCUGACUGCAGGUUCUUCUGCUCUCUACCUCUUUGCAUAUUCCACAUUUUAUUUCUUCACGAAGCUGGAGAUUACCAAAGUGGUUUCAGGAAUUCUUUACUUCGGUUAUAUGUUAAUUGUAUCUUAUGCAUUUUUCGUGUUGACUGGCACAAUCGGAUUCUACGCUUGUUUCUGGUUUGUCCGCAAGAUAUAUUCUUCUGUGAAAAUAGACUGAUCAGGAUGUGGCAAAUAAUAACUUUGGUCGGGGUGUGGUGAACAAGAGCUUUAAUCAGUAUGCAUUCAGAAGUUGGAAAGUGUUGAGGUACAGUGAAGGAUAAAUGGGGCUUAACAUGAAGAGCUUUCCUGCAACACUUUCAGGUCAUAUAUACUCAAGAGGCAAAUAUUACAUGGUAGGACUCGUGUCUUCUGUUCCAGUUUCUGUUGUAUUUGAACUCUUUUUUUUUUUUUCUUGUAUUGUCAUUUUCCUCCAGUUUGUAACUUUAUUUAAUGGAUUAAACACUGUUGAGGCAAUCAUCCGAUGAUCAAGGAUAUUUUUGCAAUUAGUCAGGAGAACCAAUUCAGAUU